GUGCGCUUGGUUUCUAGAUACUGCUAUCUAACAUUCGGUGAAACCAGGCAAGAUUCUGGGAAACAAUUUUGUCCAGAACACUUUCGUAUUUCGUGCUCUAAAGCGCCUGGUGGACUAACAAGCUAACUGGGCUUAAGCUGUUCUUGGGAGAAAGCCAUUAAGCAAGUCGAUUUCAUUUUGUUUGUUUAAUUGUGCUGCACUCAAAUUACCACCUGAGAAAAAUUCUCUUGUUGGGCAGACCAUAUAUGUGACACAAUCCGCUAUCUAUCAUGUAACUCUGUUCUCUGUUGUCAUUAGUGCAUUAGAAGAGGACUUGACAAUCAGCAUAGAAGGAAAUACCCAUCAAGAGAAAAUUACCUACCAUUUUAUACAAGAAGACGACGUGAAAAAAGGAUGUUUACUUGUUUGUUGAGCCUUUGGGUAAUGGUGGUGACUGUUGAGGGUCAGUCCGCGUGGGAAACGGCGAGAACUCAUCGUCAAUCACCGCAAGGAUUCAGUCUAAUGGGAGGGCACCAGAAAGAACCUGGAACCAACCGCCACGUGGCUUCCCACACAGCCGGACACUCUACGCCACCACCUUCCAACGGAAAAAUUAGCUUCCAACAUUCGAACGCUAAGUCUCAUGGUGCCCCACCGGAAACAGGAACUGUUAAUCGACAAGCGCCACCAAACAAUGCUGCACAGUCUCAGAAAACCAUGACCGCGAAAAACGCUCAACCGACCCAGGGUUCGAAUCCCCCCUACCACACCAAGCACGAUGCGGGAUGGGCAGCAGUUCAUAAAGGAGAGGUUCAGCAACACCAUCCGCAAAACACGAUAGUCAACAAGAAUCUGAAGCGGGUCAUUCCAAGUGACAAGAACAGUGUCAUGAUCGUGGAUCAUAUUUGGAAAAUGUUCCAGAUCAACUCGGCGGCGAACCCGACUCAAACAGCCCCUGUAUCCAAUACCAACCAAGGGCAUAAGAAGGCAUCAGGUUUUCGUGUGAAACUUCGAGACGCUUUUAUGCCAGCGAACAAGGUAGAGAAGAUAUCUUCUAAUGAUCACAAGCACCCACCGAUGUCGACUAACCACCACAAUGCACUCAACAACCUUCACCGACACAACAACAUUCACAACAACAACAACCACCACGGCAACCACAUGAACAACCACACUAACAUUCACAUGAAUCACCACAACAACAACCAAUUCAAUAACAAUCAAUUUAACAACCAAGUAUACAACAAGAGUCCAUACAGUAACAUGAACAACAACCAACAAUACAACAACAACCUGAAUCACAACAACCAGAACAACAACCAGAACAACAACAACAACAACAACAAAUCAACGGGAGGAAAUUACCAGGGUAAUGUAAUCAACCCCAUUAAGAGAGUCAUGAAACGAGUCCUGUCUCCUUACGACAAGAUACAUUCGGGGCUGGAAACCAUCAAAACGGAAGUAGGUGCUCAACAAGGAAUGCUUGGACAACUGCAGAAAUCUAUGGACAAAAUGAAGGAAAUCUUUCUCGCAAUUCAAACUGAUAUGAAAAAUGUGCUGAAUUCGAUAAACUCAAUAAUGAACAUGCAGUGAUCAUUUUUUAAAAGUAUUUUCAGGUUAGAUUCCUUACACUAUAUUUUGUUACAUGUUACUUAAUUGUUCGAUUAAAGAUAAACAUCUAAAUUAUCUUUUUCAAGAAUGUUCUUUAUGCCAAAUACAGUACGUGCUUUGGCAAUUGUCGUUUUAUUUUGGAAAUUUUGCCUUUCGCAGUGUUUGUCUUUGUCAAUUAAUAAAAUAAAAAU
Messenger RNA from Magallana angulata, 1781 nucleotides. RefSeq names its product GATA zinc finger domain-containing protein 14-like. The record is from RefSeq and is a predicted model, not a curated record. The transcript has 2 exons. The coding region runs from base 394 to 1572 and encodes 392 amino acids. Lineage: Eukaryota; Metazoa; Mollusca; Bivalvia; Ostreida; Ostreidae.